AUGCGGGACAACUGCUGCAGCACCUGUGAGCCCAACAUUGCCGUGCAGUCGUGCAGUCACGAACCUUGUCCAGUGGACGGCGGCUGGACGUCGUGGUCGGAGUACGGACCAUGCACUAAGACGUGUGGAGAGGGGGUACAGGUGCGCAGUAGGAUCUGCGGGGAUCCUCCCAUACAGGGCAAGGGACGGCCCUGCCCAGGACCCGCCUCGGAAUUCAGGGAGUGCAUCGCCAAACAGUGUCCUGUGGACGGACAGUGGGGGAGCUGGUGCUGCACGUGGUCUGAUUGCAGCGCCACCUGCGGGGGAGGUCGUCGGUCACGUGUUCGAGACUGCAACAACCCUGCGCCAUCUAACGGCGGGAAGAACUGUACUGGCAAAAACACACAAGAAGAAGAGUGCAAUACACAGCCGUGUCCAGCAGUUCGCGGGGGGUGGACCAUGUGGUCAGAGUGGUCGCCAUGCAACAAGGUCACGUGUCAAGUCACGCGCUCACGUUCCUGCAAGAAGCCGAGUCCGGCAAAUGGCGGGGAGCCGUGCACUGGACCUAAAGAACAAUCCAGAAAUUGCCUGUUGCUUUGCUGUGUGGAUGGUCUUAUAGAGAAGCUGGGCCUGGAAGUGACGUCAUACAACUGGUAUAAAUGUUGACAGCAUCCAUUCCAUCUCUUUUCCCUGAUACAAACAACGAAUGUGGACGAUGUUGUUUUGUUCCGUCAUAUCCUUGUUCGGGGACAGACCAUCUUCAUUUGUUACUAUCACUGGUCCUGGGGA
Molecule: messenger RNA, 768 nt
Organism: Lingula anatina
Lineage: Eukaryota; Metazoa; Brachiopoda; Lingulata; Lingulida; Lingulidae
Source: RefSeq, a predicted model, not a curated record